Molecule: messenger RNA, 2795 nt
Organism: Dicentrarchus labrax (European seabass)
Lineage: Eukaryota; Metazoa; Chordata; Actinopteri; Moronidae
Product: protein zyg-11 homolog
Exons: 14
Coding region: 201-2432 (743 amino acids)
Cellular component (GO): Cul2-RING ubiquitin ligase complex
Source: RefSeq, a predicted model, not a curated record
CAGACAGUGACAGUUGAUCCUCGACGGUCAGCUACAACGGCUGUAACGUUAAUCACAACAGAAGACUUCAUUUCUCUUUUCUUUGAUUUAAAGGGAGGAAAUUGGUUCAAAUAAUGACGUAUUGUAAUUUAAAAAUGUACUGAACGACGUGUUAGUGGUAUUUGUUUUUAAUUGUCCUGUCGACUGUUUACCUUUCAAGCAUGGAUGCUGAGGGACCCCGGGCCCUAUGUGACCUCUGCUUGGCUCAGGUGUGCCGCAGCCUUGAUGCUCUGUGUAGCAGGCGAGCAGACGGCUCCAUGUGCCUCAGCUGGGCCCCACUGUUCCCACAGGAAAUGGUUGACCAGUUACUGCAUAAGAUGGCAACUAAAGGGAUACUGAAUGACACAACUGUUGGGAUUUUCCGAAACUGCAAAGAGCUCCGGCUGCGCCGAGCCUCCAUCCGCUGCUGUCCAGUUUCUGCAGAAGCUUUUCGCCUGGCCCUGUGCCCUCACCGGCUCCAGGAACUAGAUGCUUCCUGGGUGUCUGGGGGCCUCACCGGGGCUAACAUCAUCUCAGGCCUGGCCUCCAACCCGGAAUGCCGAUCCAGCCUGCAGAGAUUGUCUCUCAGUGGGCUACGUCUGGACUGGGAGUCUCUGGAGGAGGAUGGAGGGAGCCGUGUUGGCUUUAGCUUCCUGCAAGGCUUGAGGACGCUGAACCUUGCCAACACAGACCUGACUGAUGCUGUCCUUGAGGAUAUCUGCACUCUCCCUCAGCUGGAGAGUCUGGAUAUCUCCUGUAGUCCCGUCUCAAACCUUACUGCACUCCUUGAUUGUAAGAACACCUUGAGAUCUUUGAUUGCCCACCGGCUGCGGCAGCUGGAUAUGUCGCCUGCAAGGUUGCUGUUUGUCUUCAACCAGCUUCACGCUCUCAGGCAUCUAGACUUUUCAGAUGACCAUAUUACUGUGGACAGUGAUGGGAGAGAUGGCGACGAGACAGUGCGUCAGCUUCUGGAGGGGAGUCCCCAGGUCCUCCCUUCCCUUGUUUCUCUAGACAUCUCUGGACGGAAGAGAGUCACUGAAGCAGCAGUCAGAGCAUUUGUGGAGGCUAGGGGUGGACUGGUCUUCUUGGGCCUGCUAGCCACUGGGGCUAGCUCGUGUCAUGUCCUGUCUUCACAUAAAAACCUUAAAGUAACUGGAGAAGCUAAUGAGAACCAGGUGUGUGAGGCCCUGCGAAGGUACAGAGACCGUGAGUGUUUCAUACGAGAGGCCCUCGUUCAUCUCUACAAUCUAGUCACUGACAUUGACAAUCCACGACCAGAUAUGCUAAAGCUGGUGCUGAGUGGGAUGCAGAGCCACCCCUCCUCGCUGCACGUCCACCUGGUGGCCACAGCGUGUGUGUUCAACCUGACCACUCAAGACCUGGCAGAGGCCAUGCCCGUCAGCCUGCUCAGCUCUACUGUCACCCAGCUGCUGAACGCCAUGAAGACCUUCCCCAACCACCAACAGGUGCAAAAGAACUGCCUGCUGGCGCUCUGCAGUGACUAUAUCCUUCAGGAUGUCCCCUUUGACAAGUAUUUAGCAGCCAUGCUGGUGAUUAACUGGCUGAGCAGCCACGAGGAUCCUACCCUUCAGAGGAUGGCUGUGGCUGUCAUCUCCAUUCUGGUGGCCAAGCUGUCCACAGAGGAGACUGCUCAGCUCAGCAAGGACGUCUUUAUCAUGAAGCAGCUGCUGGCUAUUGUGCAGCAGAAAGCCAUGGUGGGAGUGGUGGACUCCACUCUGAAGUUUGCCCUGAGUGCUCUGUGGAAUCUGACAGAUGAAAUGCCCACCGCUGCUCGCAAUUUCAUCGAGUGCCAGGGCCUGGAGCUGUACGAGGAGGUUCUGGAGUCAUACUAUGGUGAACCUUCCAUUCAGCAGAAACUUCUUGGCCUCCUGAACAAUAUAGCAGAAGUGGAGGUGUUACAGGCGGACCUGCUGGAGGAGGACCUGCUGGAGCACAUCCUCAGCCUGCUGCAAGACUCCCAGGUGGAGGUUGGGGUCCGUUACUUUGCAGGGGGGAUUCUGGCACAGCUUGCCUCUAGACCAGAGGCCUGGACCCUAGGCGACGAGCUACGCAGCACCAUACUGAAGCAGCUGCAUGCUUCCAUAAUAACGUGGCCCCAACUGGAGAGAGAAAUGGUCUCGUACAGGUCUUUCCAUCCAUUUUGCCCUCUGCUUCAGACUUGUCAGCCCUCAGGAGUGCAGCUGUGGGCAGUCUGGGCCAUACAUCUGGUCUGCAGUCAAAACAUUUCACAUUACAGCAGCAUGCUGGAGAAGGAGGGCGUGACUGAACUUCUGAAGAAUUUGGCUGCACAUCCCGACACACACAGCGACAUUAAAGGACUAUCAGACAGCAUCUUACAUAUGGUAGAGGAGCACCACAGCAGAGUCACUCAGGGCCCUUCAACAACCAGAUAGGACCUUGAAACUCUUGACAAAUAUGCAAAGUAAUGUUGUCUUUGCCUAAAAUGUACUAGACAUGAGGUGGCAGAUACAGUAUUCAAGGACAGACAUGUCAGCCCUCUUGGAAUUAAAGUGUAAUGGAAUACAUGAUGUCCUGUAUAUUUUAUAUAGAAAGUAUGAUCACAGUUAUUUUUGUCAUUAUCUACUUUGAUACUGUUGAUUUAGUUGGAAAUCCUUGAAACAAAAAAAAAACUGUUUACAGACUAGUGAAUGUCCUAUGUUAAUAAAUAUUUCGACUAUUCUAAGGUCAAAUUGCUGUAAAAUAUGAAAAUGUUUGACCUUAAUAAAGUGUUCCAAAUAAAUUGUAAGUUAAAGUAA